CGCUGGAAGCAGCAAGUGGCAGCCGCAACAGGGCCCCAGGGCCCCUUCGGCCGCUUUCGCAAUGUUGUGGACGUUCCGUUCCUGUGACGUUUCUUGGCAUUUGACGGCGUUCGUCCGUACGAUUUAUGCCGCGAAGCCUGUCGCGACAGCUGGUGGGCUGAACUUCACGCUCGAGGGCUCGACGUCCGAGCGGCAUUGUUUAGUCGGCUCGAAAAACUGGGCAUCGUGAGAAAGGUCACAACAGCCACCGGAGUUUGUGGAAGCAAAGUUGCGACUAUGGUCGAUUCUACCAUACGUUGAUCCGCAAAGGGUCCGCCGUAUUGCUUUUUCUGCAGACUGUACAUGAAGGGAUGUAGCCAUUCUGGCUGGAGGUCGAGUCUACAGGUCAAACUGGCUGCAUUGCAAUAAAAGCCAGCCUUGCAUCUUCCAACAAAAUGGAGUCGAAUAUAUCAGCCAUUACCUUCUAUAUUGAAGGUAUGACUGAUCAGUCAAGUGCUAGGACCAUUCAAGCUGCGCUAGCCAGUCUUGAAGGAGUUAAUACUGUCAGGGUGGAACCCACAGCAGGAAUGGCUGUUGUGACGUACAAACUUGAUGUGACAUCUGAAACAAGCAUCAGGAGGAAAAUUGAAGACGCCGGCUACAGUAUCAAGCCUGGAGACUUUCUGCAGCUUCAGGCCCCAGGCGGCGUUGCAGACUCUGCGCAUUCCACAUCUGUCUUCCAAGCAGAGAAUGAAAUACCAUGCGACGUCUUUAAAAAACAAUUGGAGACAAAGCUCUGCCAUCUUGUUUCUGGUGCCGUCGCAAUCUUUGUGGUUCCUGGUAUCAACGGGCCCCCCUUGGGUAUUGUCAGCUUUAAUCCCAGGAAUAUCUCAAUGGAAAUCCUUGAUCAAGAAGUUGGGAUGACACGCCUGAGGCUGUCAACAACUCUCCUGAGUGUAAAGGGCAUGACUUGCCAGUCAUGUGUUCGUAACAUCGAGUCUCAUGUGGGGCAGGAGCCUGGUGUGAAAGGUGUGAAGGUUUCACUCAAGGAGGAAAAUGCGAGGUUUGUUUAUGAUGGUGAACUGCUGACUGCGGAGGCACUUGCUGAGAAGAUAGAAGACAUGGGUUUUGAGUGCAGUGUUCUGAACUCUGUGGCUCUCGAUGCUGGCGGCCCAGAAGGGGCUAUCAGGGAGGCAUUGCAGCCAAAACCAGCUCCUGUUCCUGAACAGCCAGUGGCAUCUCAUGAGCCUUCUGGGAAUAACAGAGAAGACCAGAGCAGUUUUGAAGAUGGAGAGAAGUGCUUCCUGAGAGUGACCGGCAUGACGUGUUCAUCUUGUGUUGCUGCCAUAGAGAAGCAGCUAUUCAAAGUGAAAGGAGUAAAAUUUGCUCUGGUGGCCCUGUUGGCUCAGAAGGCAGAAGUCAGGUUUGACCCAGCACUAGUCCAACCUAAUCAACUGGCAGAGCUGAUCAAUGACUUGGGAUUUGAAGCAUCUGUCCUUGAGGAAUUGCACACUCUGCAUGGUGAAGCUGAAUUUGUGAUACGUGGCAUGACCUGUGCCUCAUGCGUUCUCGCCAUUGAGACCAACGCGUGCAAGCUUCCCGGUGUCGCCAGCGCAUCGGUCAGUCUGGCGACGCAGAAGGGAAGGUUCUUUUUUGAUCCUGAGCGGACAGGGCCACGCCAAAUCUUGGAACGAAUCAAGGGUUUGGGUUUCGAUGCAUAUCCAUUUACUGACCACAAGAUGGAUGCAAGCUACUUGAGUCAAAAGGAAGAAGUUAAAAAGUGGAGAAAUUCGUUCCUGCUCUCUCUGAUGUUUGGUGUACCAUCCAUGCUGCUCAUGAUGUACUACAUGAUCCGGCGCAUGGUUUACAAGCAUGACAAUGACUGCUGCAUAUUUCCAGGGCUUUCAGCUGAGAACUUCAUUCUUUUUCUAUUAGCUACCCCAGUCCAGUUUGUUGGCGGCCGCUACUUUUACGUGCAAGCUUGGAAAGCUCUGUCCCAUAGGGUUGCCAACAUGGACGUGCUCAUCAUGCUGGCAACAAGCAUCUCUUAUUUCUACAGUGUCAUGAUUGUUGUGUACUUUAUGAUUGAUGGUGCGGAUCACAGCCCAAAGACUUUCUUCGAGACACCACCCAUGCUGCUCAUGUUCAUAUCACUGGGACGGUGGCUUGAGCAUAUUGCCAAGGGAAAGACAUCGGCUGCACUUGCCAGGCUGAUUUCACUGCAAGCUACGGAGGCAGUUCUUCUGGAUGUGGAUGCCCAGAUGAAUGUUACUGCUGAGCGAAACAUCAGUGUAGAAUUGGUCCAAAGAGGAGACGUGUUAAAGGUUGUGCCUGGAGCAAAGAUACCAGUGGAUGGGAGAGUGUGCAUGGGUCACUCUGUUGUUGAUGAGGCACUUAUCACAGGCGAAUCCAUGCCUGUGCCCAAGAAAGUUGGUGACCAGGUUAUUGGCGGUUCUAUCAACGGCAAGGGUGUCCUUCUGAUCAUCGCCACCCAUGUUGGGAAGGACACCGCACUCUCACAGAUUGUGCGGCUUGUUGAGGAGGCCCAGACAUCCAAGGCUCCAAUUCAACAGCUAGCAGACAAAAUAGCUGGCUACUUUGUUCCCGGUGUGGUACUGGUUUCGCUGCUGACAUUGUUUUGUUGGGUCCUAAUUGGAUUUCACAAUGUUGAGUACAUCACACGGUUCUUCAAGAGACAGCGAUAUCAUGACACGGACAGUGAGCUCAUCUUCCAAUUUGCGUUCCAAUGCGCACUGACUGUGCUGUCCAUCGCGUGCCCUUGCUCGUUGGGUCUGGCAACACCCACUGCCGUCAUGGUUGGCACGGGCGUUGGGGCAUCCAAUGGAAUUCUAAUCAAAGGAGGAGAGCCACUUGAAAUUCUCCAUAAGGUUGGUUGCGUAGUGUUCGACAAGACAGGCACUCUCACGAACGGUAUGCCAGUGCUGACGCGCAUGACGUUGCUGGUUGGAACUAGAGUCUGUUCUUUCACUAAGCUACUGCUCCUGGCUGGAACAGCCGAGGCGAACAGUGAGCAUCCCAUAGGAACUGCCAUCACUAAGUUUGUCAAAGAGACUCUGAAGAUCGAUUCCCUCGGGAAGUGUGAGGACUUUGGGGCCGUCCCUGGUUGUGGUCUGCGGUGCCGUGUGUCUGGUGUGGAUGCUUUGCUGGGCAACAUUGUGGAUUUGGAGCACCUUGUCACUAACAGCAAACACCCUUGCAGCAGCUAUGUGGCUCCUUCAGAGGAUGUGAUGAUUGACCGGUGGAUACUGCCAGCCCACAUGCGGGGUGACACCUUACUCAGUCCGCCCCAAAACAUCUUGGUUGAUGUGCCAGCCACUCAAGAAAACUUGGCCCCCCAUGAUGGCAGCAGCGUGGUUCUAAUUGGAAACCGAGAAUGGAUGCAUCGCAAUGGCAUUGCGGUUGAAAUUGAAGUGAGCCACCUCAUGGAGCAGCACGAAGAGAAGGGCGAGACAGUGGUUCUCUGUGCCAUUGAUGGAAUGCUGGUCUGCAUGUUGGCAGUUGCUGACACUGUCAAGCCUGAAGCCAACUUGACAGUUUACACAUUAAAAAAAAUGGGCCAUGAAGUCAUUCUUCUAACCGGAGACAACAAGCGCACCGCAGCUUCGAUAGCUCGUCAGGUUGGCAUCAAACAUGUCUAUUCGGAAGUGCUUCCAUCACACAAGGUGAUGAUGAUCCAAAGGCUUCAAGAGCAGGGGCGGCGUGUUGCCAUGGUGGGAGAUGGCAUCAAUGACUCUCCAGCGCUAGCUCAGGCUGACAUUGGCAUCGCUAUUGCUAAUGGUACUGAUGUUGCUGUUGAGGCUGCUGACGUUGUUCUUGUUCGCAAUGACCUCCUUGAUGUUGUUGGCGCCAUAGCCCUCUCUAAGGCCACCGUGAGAAAGAUACGCCUCAAUUUUUUCUUUGCCACUGUCUACAACCUUGUUGGAAUUCCAAUGGCAGCUGGUGUUUUCAUGCCGUAUGGUGUCGUCCUAAGGCCUUGGAUGGGAGCUGCAGCCAUGGCCAUGUCAAGUGUCUCUGUAGUCUCGUUUUCACUCAUGCUCAAGCUGUUUAAGAAACCAAGACGGGCUGCCCUUGAAACCCAACAGUACCUUUCGGAACUUCAGCGGCAGGGCAACUCUAGUAGUUCCAACUAUGAUGACCUCUCACUCCACUGUGGUCUAGAUGAUGUGCCUGCCAAGACCGGUGCACAGUUCAAGUCAUCCACUCGUGGCUCAACGUUCACCAUACUGUUCAGCAGUCUGAGAGACAAAGCUGAAAAGACUAAGCAAGGGUACCUGCUCGGUCAGGAUGAAGAAAACGCAGACAUAUGUUCCUAGAUUGACCAGAACCUGCCUGCUACCAAUUGCUGCUGCACUUGCUUCCCCAUAACCAUCUGUGUAUGAUGAUGGUCGGAUUGAAGCAUCAGCUUUUGAUUACAAGCUGGCACAACUUGACAACCAAGUACCUUGCAGCCACACAUGAAAUAGGUGCGUCAUUGAGGGUACGUGCUUAUUCUGCUAUCCUUAGUUGUGACACCUCGGUGGACUGAGUUACCUCCCUUUGCAAGUGGCACUGAUGGUAUUUUGCUGCUGCUCCUUUUGAGCUGCUGUUCGCACAUUCCUGGCCGUCAGGUCGUUUGUAGAGAAUAGCACAUUUUUCAAGGCUGCUAAUGAUGCGCAGCAUGUGAGAGUGAGCACUGAAAUUUUUGUGGAGACCUUCAGAGCCAAAUUGACUGAGCUUUGGAAAUGAAUGAGCCCAACUCUUGCUCUGUGGCAGUGUGAUGGCCUGACUGCCUCUAGAAUUGUCAUGGGAUGUUAGAGUGUACAGAUGUAUGUAGCCUGUACAGCAGGGAGCAUUUAAGAUGCUACUAUACCAAAAGCAAGCUGUUUCCUAAAGGGAAAUUCUGUGAUGGUACGUUGCUUGGAUAGCUGGCAGGGUAUUGUUUAGACUGAAUGUUUAUAUGGAGGAGCUAGCAGGCAUGAUUACUUAUGCAUUUGAAUCCAUUUCUUGAGAUUAUGGCAACCUGUCCUUUGAAGGGUUAAGACAUCUUGUUGUUUCUCUGCUCACUUUCAGUGUUGGAGAUGUGAAAAAUGGCAGGUUUGUAUGAGAGUGGUGAGAUGUAUUUUGCCCAUAUAUUGUAACACGGAAGGAGCAGUUGCCAAAACCACUGCUUUGUCGUGAAUGAUGCAUUGUGCCAAAGUGAGAUUAGACUUAUCAAGUACAGUCAACUCGCGAUAAUUCAAACGCUGUUUAAUUUGGUAGUUAAUUCAAACACUAUGAUUUGAAUGCAUUUUGAAACCACUAAGUUUGAAGGAGGCUUUUGGGUAAAGGUACCCUGCAACAUUAUCUUGAGCAUGGCAAAUGAGCCCUUGCAGUCACCAAGUAGUGCUCUCACGAUGACCUAGGCAAAAUGUUACUCAGUGAAGGCAGCAGAAAAAUCUGUAAUAUACUCAGAAGAUUAUUUGUACUUUUCUGUUUAAUUAGCCCUCGACACCCUUCCUUUAGAUCUAUGACAUGAAGGCAUUGCCUGAAGGUUAAUGGCUACAUUUCUUUAUUAAAGCUUACUGUUGGCUUUACUUCUUUAGUUGUCACAACCAAUCAGCACCAGCCACUAAGAUCAAGAGUAAAGUAGACCUUUUAAGAGUAAAGUAGCUGGAAUGGCAAGUAUUAAAAAAAGAAAAGAAAGGAAUCGCACAGCAUGCUUCAUUUUGGCUGCACUCAGUGUACGUAAAAGAGCAUGGAAACACAUGGGGGGUGAAAAAUUCAAGUGAGUGCAACCUGGCACAACACUGGUGAUUUAUUUGCUGGUGCAUAAAAGAAAAAAGUAAAUGAAAUUUACUUGUGGCCAGGCGACAUUGAGUUCAGCUCUACCUUCUGUGACAGUGCAUCAAAGAAGGUGGCAUUCUGGGAGAAAACAAAGAAAAAAUUGGUAUUUAUGAAAGUAAUAAAAGCUGUUAUAAAGAAUUGCUUGCAGGUUGCUGAAGCACUUCCCCCCAAUGUGCAAAGCAUUUUAGAAGUUUGUUAAAUGAUAUUGCAGGGUCACAUUAAUUAAAAACAUUGGUUUCCCAGUUCAGAGUAAGGCACCAAAAACAGCUCUCGAGAGGGCAUUUAUAAAGUGUCAGUCAUCAUAGUAAUCCCACAUUUGAUAUUCAGGCUGCUGUGGAUCAUGAUGGGCACCACUGCAAAUCGGUACCACCAGUCUCAUCACAUGUUACAGCUCUGAUAUUCAGAAUUUGUGUGCACAAAAACUGUGGAACCUCACAGUGCCAUCAGUCAGUCUUACAUUUUGUGCACGCAUUUGUUUAUAUAAAGUAAAGAUUUGGUACUGAGCCCUAUUUUGUUCGAGGUCCCCUAAUUCAAAUAAAGACCUCUGGUUUGUAGGAGCUUGAGUUAACGGGAGUUGACUGAUUUUGUAUGAUAUUAAGUCUGUGAGGCUGGAGGGGACAUAUGGUCUUCACAUGACACUGACUGCACAACUGCCAUGUCCCAAAUAUGAAAUUGCUUCUAUUUAAUUUGUUCAGUGGACCACUAUAACAUUGCUUUGAUGUGACUGAUUUACAACAUAGUAUUUUUUAAACAAUUUUAUAUCGGGCAACCGUAUACAUGCCUGGAUAACUUACAGUUUGUACUUUUUGUGAGCUUGGAGAUUGUUACUGCAUUACACUUAUUGCACAAAAUGAGCGCAAAUGCUGGAAGGUAAUGUUUCCAACAUUUCUGUGUGUUGUCACACUGUGGUUUAGUUGUUGAGUGUGAUUUAUACUUUUCAUACUUGAAAGUGGUGUUAUGUAAACUGGCCGCAGUGUUGCGCUUAAAAACAGGUCCCCGUGAAAUCGGGCACCAAUCAACAAAAGCGUUGCUUCUGAGGUGUCAGAAUGAUAUGAAUGUAUGUAUUUUUAAUUUCGUUUAUUUUUAGAAUAGUGAAUUGUACCUUAGUAGCUGCUCUGUAUAUGUAAGCUGUGCAUCGUAGCUGCUGUAAUGCAUGAGCUUUUUAUGCCAUUAUGUUGUCGCUGAUUUUAUUUUAGACUACUGUAUUUUUCGAUACUGAUUCUGUUAUUGGAUUUUGUUCAAUACAGUUCUUCAUUCUCAUUUGUAUUCUGAAACUAACAACUGUCUGACGUAAUUCAGUAUUUAAGCUUAUAAUUGACUGACCCGUUAGUAUGUCAUAUAUAUAUAUAAUAUGUGUGAUUGUGUGUUGAUGUGCUAUGCAACAUAUAGAAAUCAUACCACGAAAUCCACAAGAACCAAAAAGCUAUGCAAAAUGUUUAGCUUGUUUGUGCCCAAACUCUUGUAAUGAGAGCGUCAGUGCAACUUCUUGUAACUCUCAGCUUACAUGUUUGAUUCUUCGUGCAGGAAAAGGGCUCUUCUUUGAUGCACUUGGAGGUGAGAUGUGUGUCUCCUAGAUUAAAUUGAAGCCAACUGCACUUGCUCUCCGAAUAUGAUGUUGCAUGUAAGCAUUUGACAAUUAACUUAGUCAUAAAAUCAAAUGAACAUGAUCAGAAACUGAAGAACUUAAGAAGCCAUUAUUGCACACAGGAUCCUGCCAUAAAUAUAAGGCUUUUGAAAUGACAAUUUAAUGCAGAAUUUUUGCACACACAGUUUAGAAGGCCUAAAUUAAUCUCUCAUAUUUCGGACUCUGUACAUAAAACCUAUAAUGAGCAUGUCCAUGUCAAACUUAGUUGUAUUGAGCACAUUUUCUGGUUAAAAGAAGUUUUCUAAGACCAUAUUGUUCUGGCUGCAAUAGCACCGACUUUUUAGCUUAAUGUGGUGCUGUAUUUGAAUGAAAUGGCUGGAACCUGCAUUGUGUUAUGCUUGUUUCGUUGCCAUUCUUGUGCUGAUGCAGCGCAAGAAUAUUCUGGAAGGAAAAUUGUGCUUUGUGGCACAAUCUCCGAACUUGGGGACUCCUUGCAUUCCACUUCAUUGACAUGAAGUGCUGUUUGGCCUUUUUUCAAUGUGGUGAAGUUACCUGUAUGCAUGCCGAAGUGUGUUAAUGCUAGAAAGGAUCUUUUAUUGUCAUAACUGGUGAGGGCUCUCAAUCCUGGUUCAUAUGAUGAUUUAAGGAGUUCUGCUAGCAUCACACAAGCUGCUACAAAAAAGGAAAGAAAAAUGAUGAAAUGAAUUUUUUUGUGUGUGUGUGAUUAUAUCCAAUCUUGCAGAUAUGAGCUGAUUUCUCUGCCUUAAGUAGGUACCUCUAUAGGGUACCUACUCAUUGAACCACUAAUUAUUUAUGUCAAACUGCAUAACCAUAUCGCUAAAUGUACUUGUAUUCUAUCUCUGUCGAACUCAAUAACAUAGUGAGGAAGCAUCAUGAUAAAGCCAAGCACCAAAAAUUGAGACUCGUUUCUCUUGUCAAAAUUGCUGUCCUUCACAAUUUGUUUACGUGAAGAAUAGAUCGUAAAGCAUGUAAAAUUAUAAGUAUUUAGGUGUUGCUAGGGUUUGUUCAUGAAGAAUGCAUUGAACAGCACGGAUGCCACAAAUUCGGCAAGCAACCACUGAGAUGCUGUACAAGGUUCACGCUUCCCCUGCAUAAGGUUCAACUAUUGUUGCAAUAGCUUUUCAAGUUGCACCACGCGCUUGUAGUUGUUUUGACUUGUCUAUUUAUGCUAGUCUCUAGGACACUAUUUUCAUAACUUAGAACAUUCUGUGUCAAAUAGUAAGUCUCUCUAUCGUGUGCCUGAAAAAUCAUCUUAAUUUUGAUUAUGUUAGAUGUGCUAGAACCUUUCAGCUGUACAAUGGGCCAAGACACUAAUGAGGAUUCUGUUGGGACUGGUUUGCAAAGCCAGUUUUUCUUUAAUUGUGGUUUAAUACAAACAGACCUCCAAAAGUUUUAACCAAGGCAUCAAGCCUAGGAUUUGUAUCCAGCAGUGUGUAUAAUCCUCACUGUUUAUAUCAAAAGUAUAAUUCUCAUAAAGUAACUGAAAACACACUUUGGGCAAGAGGGCCAUUUUAUGACAGCGCAUCUUUUGUUAAUGAACAAAAAGGUGUCUUUUUUUUUCGUUAUGAAUGUUGUUUGCAACUCCAAUCGCUUGUAACCCUGCAGCUGUUUAUGGGAAUUGCACAUAAUUUGUGUUCACUUUCUGAUUGUGUUUCAUGUAAUUGCUGCAAUAUUUCAGUGCAAUUCAUUCAUUCUUACUGGUGCUACCUGAUUUCCAUGUUAUGUGCACUUUUCUGCAUCGCCAUGCAGCGUUUUGCAUGUCCCUCAGUUUGUUAUGAGCUGUGGCUCACAAUAAUUUUUUCUUUCCCUUCGUUCAGCUCUUGAAAACAAGCCAUGUGAGCCAGGUAAUGUGGCAAGAUCGUAUCUAUAUUACUAAAAAAAACUCGAAGAAUGUAGACCAUUAGCCAUUACCCAUAUUCUGUCUUUCCAGUUGCAGUACCGUAAGGAACAAAGCUGUGUUAGGGCUGGGGAACUUGUACAAGUGUAUUAAACCAACUUUCCCUGCACAUGAAGCAAUGCCCAAGAAAUAUUUUUCCUUGUGUGUGUAUGUGUGUGUACCUACUGCAGUGUGCAGCUUCAACAUGUCCUGUGAUACAACCAUUUGUACACAUUCAGCUAAUGAGUGUAACAGCACGCACAACGCUAGCUCAAAAGUUGCAAAGCAUCACAGUGUUGCGAUAAUGUUUAUUGCUGCAUUAGUGUUUCCUUGUUGCAAGACUGUUUCCAUUAUUUCCAUUUAAUGUUUUUGGUGGGAAAGGAGCAGCUGAGGUGAGAAAUGUUUUGUGUCAUAUAGUCUUGUCGUCAGUGUUUUGAAAGUGUUAAAGGGACACUAAAGGUAGGCUUAGGCCUGAUUGCCUUAUUAAGCCAAUAUGAAGUGAUAGAUUGGUGCUCCAAGACAUUCAAAGUUAAUUUUACAAAAAGUGUUUUCACCAAAAGCAAAGCUUUUGUAAAUGAGAAAGUGAUGUACAGUUAGGAUAAGAUUGGUGCUGCCUCUGUAAAAAUGCAGUGAUUGCUUGCAUCACCCCCCCCCACUAUGGUUUGCCUCGUAAUGAGAUAGUGCUUUUGGCAUGUAAAAGCCCACAAUUAAAAUUUUUGAAUUGUUUAGUACUUGCACAAUCUAUAAAGCUAAUUCCGUUGAAUUGCAUCAUAAAUGUAAUGCAGUCUGGGCACCUUUUAUAAUAUUUUUCUUAACUCCCUGGUGCAACCUCUUCAUGAUAUUUUCUACAUUAUAUUUGGAAGUAUGGCACGCCUAUAUGUGUGGCCCUCUGACCCAAAGCAGGCCUUAAUGCACUGCGCAGUAGGACACAUAAGAGCAACAGUGCAAAUAAUUUACCUACUUAAGCCAACCCACCCAUUGUGGAUGAUUUGAAUAGUGCAAAUACUAUACUGUCUCUUUCAGUCAUGUUUUCUUUGCAACAAAGUCAUAUCUUGGCAUAAAACAGACAUUGUCAUGUUUCUAGAAGGCUUUUGCAACAACCUAAGUUUGUUCAAUGUUUGCCUUUCUUGUCCCUUUAAUGCUUGAGGCACAUUCUGCCAGGGGUGAUGUGCAUUUUGGGACCAAUACUGUGGAUGAACGCUUGUGCUAUUUCUGCUGAAAAACCGAAGAACACAACUGUCUAUCCAGCUUUCUUGACAGCUGUUUGUGGUGGAGAUGUAAGAACACCACGUCAUGUUUUUUUUUUUUUUCCAUACCUUGUCUUGGAUUUAGCAGCAGCAAAACAAUGUGCUCUCUUUGCAGAGGAAUGGUACUGCAUACAGCAUACUGCAUUUAUAUUCUAUGCUUAUAGCAACACUUCUAUUUGUAUGUGCUGUUUUCAAGUCUUAAUAAAAGAUGUAUAACUGUA
Dermacentor albipictus is the source of this 10752-nucleotide messenger RNA. Its product is annotated as copper-transporting ATPase 1-like. Gene Ontology annotation, biological process: intracellular copper ion homeostasis; copper ion import; copper ion export. Lineage: Eukaryota; Metazoa; Arthropoda; Arachnida; Ixodida; Ixodidae. The record is from RefSeq and is a predicted model, not a curated record. Gene Ontology annotation, molecular function: P-type divalent copper transporter activity; copper ion binding; ATP binding. Gene Ontology annotation, cellular component: plasma membrane; trans-Golgi network.